AUGUCCGUUUUUGCUUGUCAAAGUGAUUUUACUUCAUCGUCAUCGUCUUAUGAUGGAGUUAAGAAAUCUCCGACCCCAACCGAAGAUAUCAAACCAACUUAUACUGCAGCUCCCUAUCCUUCUACCUCUUUGCCUCAAUCAUCUAACGUCGAUGAUAAACCAGGUUCAACGUACAGUCAAUACUAUGGCAAAGCGAAUCUAAUCAAGCCCGACGUCCUGAAAGUACCAAAAAGUGAGUUACCACCUACAAGCACUAGUUGUAGUAUUCCAGGUGGCCAAGACCAAAGUGAACUAAUAAUUCCAAAAACGGAAAUGUCAAGCGCAUCAUCUUGUCGAUCGCCACCAGCGAAUCUGAGAUCAGCCUACGAGCCAUAUAUGAAUCAAGAUUCAAAUUCAUCUUCAAUAUCCAGCAUGGAGGCAAUGAAUUCGAGGGGACCCCACCAAAUACAUCAUCUGAGUCCACAUCCCGCUUCUCAUCCGGGGUAUAAUAUGGAACACCAAAUGUCUCACAGAUCUCCAUACCACCAUUCGCCGAUAUCCGAAGAAAUGUACCAUAGAGAGAGGAGCUAUCAAGAGAUGAAUGAACCCAUCACGACAAUUGCUCGGCCUGUGGUUACCUAUUCAAAUGAUUUAGUAAAUCGCUCCUAUGAUUCUUCCCUGGUUAAUGCAGCAAGUCACCGCCCUUAUGAUCCUGGCAGCAAUAGUGGAUUCGAGAGGUACGAUUCUGGUCAGUGCAUUUCCCUCCAGCAACCUUUGGGACCACCUAGGGUUCCUCCACAGGGUAUUUAUGGUUACAUGGAGGACUCCCAAGAGCACAGGGGGUUGGAGGGAAACGUUCAGCCGCAAGAGAUAAAAGAGGACCUCAUUGAAAAAGGCAUUGACACCAAAAAUGUUUUCUCAAUGAAAACCCAAUUUAGGCCUCUUUUCUUAGUUGUGACCAAUGAUAAGGUCACAAUAAGAACAUUGAAAGCUGAAGCAAGGGUGGUCUGCAGUGUGAGAGUGUCCUGGGAGACUAGGAACAACAGGAAAUCCCUUUCACAGUACCGUCGCUGUCAGGGCUGGGGCCAUGUUUCUGCAAAUUGCUUCAGGAACUGCACAGACACCAGCACCAGAGCGGCAGCAAUUUGUUCCGGCACCCCUACCAACAAGACCAGCCUGGUGGCAAACCGCGCGCGCUUCCGGCCCGAUUCACCCAUCACCAAACAGCAGGACCAUGGCGCCAAACGACAACAGGUCCAAGCUGCCCAGUCAACUGAACUCGCUGGCAGAAUUUCCGCCCUUAGUACGCCAGCCAGCUCUUUCCACAAGCCUCGCCCACAAGCGUUCGGCAAGCUCUGUCCAUGGGCUGCCCGCUCAAUCCCAUAG
Molecule: messenger RNA, 1365 nt
Organism: Dendroctonus ponderosae (mountain pine beetle)
Lineage: Eukaryota; Metazoa; Arthropoda; Insecta; Coleoptera; Curculionidae
Exons: 7
Coding region: 1-1365 (454 amino acids)
Source: RefSeq, a predicted model, not a curated record